Macrobrachium nipponense is the source of this 8440-nucleotide messenger RNA. Its product is annotated as unextended protein-like. The transcript has 16 exons. NCBI's taxonomy places the organism in Eukaryota, Metazoa, Arthropoda, Malacostraca, Decapoda, Palaemonidae. The record is from RefSeq and is a predicted model, not a curated record. Bases 41 to 3919 code for a protein of 1292 amino acids. Gene Ontology annotation, biological process: transport; magnesium ion homeostasis; intracellular manganese ion homeostasis. Gene Ontology annotation, molecular function: transmembrane transporter activity. Gene Ontology annotation, cellular component: plasma membrane; cytoplasm.
CCAAGUCGCGCCGCCGCCGAGCAAUCCCCGUCAGAACAACAUGGCUAACUGCCCCGAGUGGACGUCUAAAACGGUCUUUCUCAGUGUAGUACUUCUGUGCGUGGCGAAAGGUGUGUACGGCGGCCGCCAUCCCCGAAUCGAGGAACUAAACACUAAAUAUGGCAAAGACACGAUCGUGGCCGGGGAGGAGACGGAGCUGGAGAUCCUGGGAUCGGGCCUUUCCCGGGGGCUGGAGCUCGGUUUGACGUCUGUAGACGGGGUGCAAGGGGGCUCAUGUUGGAGUUUGAUCACGCCCCCUCUCACCCCCGACGAACUUACGCAAACCAGAGCCACCGUCGCCCUUAUGCCAUCCCAUACGAUGAAGAUCCCCGUCCGGAGCAAAACGGAGGUCUGGUUGUGUACCCGAGACCGCCCGCAUGUUCGGGGUGGGCGUGCUCGCCACAUGGGCGGCUGGGUUCACCAAGGGCCUGCUACUCGCCUUCUCCUGGUCCCGAGUCAACAACGAAGUUCCCAUAGACUGAGCCAGCGAAGUGCCGAACGCCCACCCCCUCUCGUCGAGACCGAAUCAGCCUUGGCUGCGCCCGCGCCCGCCCAAGCCGCCAACGGGACCACCCACCGCCCCCCAAACUCCUCGUCCUCAUCAUCGCGCUCAGAGACCGCCAGCGGGCCCCACCCCAAGGACGAAAACGCAAACGCCGCCGAAGGCGAUAGUGAUAGUGCGUCCGAUAAACCCACAAAUGGUGAUAAUGAUGGUGGUGGUGGUGACAAAAGUCUGACUCUGACGGUGCACGGUGAAAACGCCACCGGUUCGGACAGUGAUGAUAAAGUUCAUAGUGCGGUGAAGAAAAUGAUGACGACGGUGAUACCUGGCGAUGCUGGUGAUGAUGAGGAAGGUGAUGGUGGUGGUGGUGGCGGCGUUUGGGAGAGCAUCACUAUCAGGUCCCAGGAUUCAGUCACAGCUGCUUCUGCCGCUACUACCACAGCGCUGUCGGGGGGAGGCGCCCCCACGAAUCUCGUCGACUUGAUGCUGGGCGACAUGCCACAGCCGCUCUUUGGAGGGCACUCCACCACCACCGGCGCCUUCGGUGAGGGCAACGUGCCCAAAGACCCGACGGCCAAACCGAGGACCAGCAAGUUGGAGGAAGGAAUCGGGAGUCUCGGGGAGGUCAACCUCUCCGACUCCGUCAUGGACAUGAUGAAGGAGAGUCUCCUGGAGGAGGAGGGCGAGCCCAAGGAGAAGAUGGCCGUGUCGUCCUCCAAUGCCCUGGCAGGCAUUCCCGACGGCCUCUUCAGCAACGCCGAGGGAGAGGGCGGCGCCGCUCUCGCCUCGCAGCCCGUCACCGACUCCACCUCCGAAUCCUCAGCGGUUCCUCGGAAGAUCAGGAUCACGGGUCUGAGGAUCGAGGAGCACGCCAAGGGCAUCUACUACGAGGAGCACUCGGCCUCCAUCAUGAUGGACACGGACGCCGUCGUCCGCUUCUUCGGCGAGGGCUUCACGGAGGCCACCGAGUUCCUCUUCACCACCUACGAGAAGGAAUUCGGCAAACCCUGCUCCGUUGGCAAUACGAAGUCCUUUAAGGUGGUGGAACUAGGCGACACCUGGGCAACUGCUAACAUCAAACUGCCCGCGAUGACUGGCGACCAGACCCACUGGUUCCUCUGCGUACGGGAGAAUGACUCAGAUGCCCCAUACCACCAGGGGCACGACUCUUGGCUCACGAUGAAGAGCUACGCCCAGCUCUUGCCCAUGUGGCUCCAGGCUAUGUUCAUCGUAGUCCUGCUGUGCCUCUCAGGACUCUUCUCGGGUCUGAACCUCGGGCUGAUGGCCCUGGACAAGACGGAGCUCAAGAUCGUCUCCAACACGGGCUCCCCGAUCGAGAAACGCUACGCCAAGGCCAUCGAACCCGUCCGCGCCCACGGCAACUUCCUCCUGUGCACGCUCCUGCUGGGGAACGUGUUGGUCAACUCGUCCCUCACCAUCCUCUUGGACGAACUGUCCACCGGCCUCAUCGCCGUCAUCGGGUCCACCAUCGGCAUCGUCAUCUUCGGUGAAAUCAUCCCCCAAGCUGUUUGUUCCCGCCACGGCCUGGCUGUUGGUGCCCGAACCGUGUGGUUGGUGAGGGUGUUCAUGGUGAUCACAGGGCCCGCCUCAUACCCAAUUUCCAAGAUCCUCGACUUGGUGCUAGGAGAAGAAAUCGGCAGCACCUACAACAGAGAGCGCCUCAAAGAACUGAUUAGGUUGCAGGUGACCCACGAUCACAUCGAUCUGAAGACGGAGGAGCAGAACAUCAUCUGCGGUGCCCUGGAGUUCCAUAAGAAGACCGUGGGAGAGGUCAUGACCAAGCUGGACGACAUCUACAUGCUGAGCGUCGACGCCUGCCUCGAUUUCAACACGAUCAAUGAGAUGAUGCAACAAGGCUUUUCCAGAGUUCCCGUCUACGAAGGCGAACGCACUAAUAUCGUCUCGGUGUUGUUUAUCAAGGACCUUGCCUUUAUUGACCCUGAUGACAAUACCCCUCUCAAGACCUUGUGUCAGUACUACCAGAACCCUCUGAACUUUGUGUUCAUGGACACAACGCUUGAUCUCAUGCUGAAAGAUUUCAAGGAAGGUUCCAAGGGCCACAUGGCAUUCGUCCAAAAGAUAAACAACGAGGGUGACUGUGAUCCAUUCUACGAGGUGGUCGGAUUGGUCACGCUGGAAGACGUCAUUGAAGAGCUGAUUCAGGAGGAGAUCGUCGAUGAAACUGAUGUAUUUACUGACAAUCGCAGUAAGCGCCGCAGAGAGAUAUUGGGCCGCCGUGAUUUCACCGAGUUCUCGCAACAACCAGGACAUCAGACAAAUCACAAAAGAGUACAAAUUUCUGCACAGUUGCAGGUUGCAGCAUUCCAGUACUUACGCACAUCUGUUGAACCUUUCAAGGAAAGCCAGCUGUCUGAGGUUAUAGUCAAAAAGCUCCUUAAUCAAGAUGUUAUUCACUGUAUUAAACUAAACAAUAAGGAGCACUCAAAAUCCGAGCAACAGCACACUUACAUAUUCACGCAGGGGAAGCCAGUGGAUUACUUUGUUCUCAUACUAGAGGGCCAUGUUGAAGUAGUCAUAGGAAAAGAAGGUUUGACAUUUGAGAGCGGACCUUUCACUUACUUUGGCCUUGCAGCCCUUUCCCAGACCCAGACUUUAGGUGAAUCUCCAUCAGCAUCCACUCAGCUUAGUAAAGGCAGCAUCAAAGGAAGCGUCCAGUCCUUAGAUUCAACAAAAUUCACGUUUGUACCUGAUUACUCGGUUAGAGCUAUAACCGAGGUUAUGUACCUGAAGAUCCGCCGUUCCCAUUACAUUGCUGCACGGCGUGCGUUCCUUUUGGAGCAGUCACAGAAAGAACCGUAUGCAGAGAACUUUGAGAAGGAAAUGGCAAAGAUGUUGAUUGAAGAUGAGGAUCCUGUUUCUCCCAAUUGGGAUACCACAACACCAACAUCGAAGGAGACUUCAGGAAUGCCAAAUGGAUCAGCCAUCCAGUUUAAUAGUGUCAGUUCCAUGGAGUUUAGCAACCACAUCUAUCCUCCUUCUCCUGCCUUCAACAGUAGUAUCAAGAACUCCAUCUCAGUGCCAGGAACUCCCCUCAGCAGCCACAGCCAACUAAGCAUGAAGCCAAGCAACAGUUUUACAAAUCUGCAAGAAUUCCCUUCAUCAGUGAGCAGUGUUAAUGUUGAAAUGACUCGCGGCGACAAUCAGAAUUCAACUGCUAGGUAUCCUCUAACCAAUAAUUUAAGUGAGAGUUCAAUCGAAGAUAACGGUGAACAAAAUGUCGUUGGUAGCCCAGAUGUGAUCGCCAACAUGGGCCGUCACAGUAGUGUUGAUUAUAAGCAGAGUAAUUUAGACGAUGAAGGGGUUUUAGUUCACCGUCGGGGAGAGAGUUUUUCUUGAAAGAGGGUAAUCAUGUCUUUUAUAAUAGUCCUUGUGGCAUUAACUCAGUCAGCAGAUUGUAGGGGUCUGCAUAUUAGGUUGUGUAGAUAUCGUAAAGAAUGUAAAGAAUGCGUAACCUUUCGGAAGAAAGGACUGUUGAUCGUUGUAGUCUCCCCUGUACAUAACAGAAAUAGAUGACAGCAAUCUUUUACUGAUAGGUGAAGUUUUUUUAGGAAUGAAUUAGUUCAAUAUGUUAUUUCCUUUUAAUACACCACAUAAGUACUGUAGUAAUAAUUUAGCAAUAAAGUUUUGAAAGUUACUGUAAAGUGAGUGUGGAGGAAGUUUAAAGAUUACUAUAUUACUUUUAAUACUUCUUUACUAGUUUGCCCAUGGUUGAAUGUAUGCUAGUACAGUUGGUUUUAAAGUUUUACAGAUAGGAGAUAUAUACACUUGAGAGUUUAUCAGAUUUUCACUUUGAAAAUGUCCAGUUGAAAUUUUUAGUUUUUGGGUGAAAUUAAUGCAGACAUGUAAUCAACCAUAGACAACUGUUUAACUCUAAAAGUAUAUAUAUACUGUAUAUUUAGACUGCAUUUUUCCUUGUCAUUUAAGGUGUGUAGGAAUUAUUUGGGAGAUCACUUAAAUAUAAUUUUACUUUUGCUUUGAUGAUAGAUGAAGCAGUGCUUUCUAAAAAUGUACAGUUUAGGGACAAAUACGGCAUAAAACUUUUGACUUACAAGUUCAUCCAAGGCAUAUGGUACUCAUAGGAUAAUAUUGUUGUUGAUAAUAAUGGUGUCAGCGGAGAGAGAUAUAAUCUUGGUCAUGGGUAACUAAUAUCCUAAAACUUUCCUUUCAAGCUAUUAUAGUUAGAACAUGGAAUUUUUACUUAAAGUUACAGUAGUGCUGUAUAUGCUUUCCUUUUUGUAAAGGAAAAUCACUAAUGUCAUUACAGCUCUAGUUUUAUUACAUAACUAAUGGCUGUUUCAUAUACUUUCACUUUAUUUCUUUCCUGUGUCAGACUCUGCAUUGGCUCUGUUUUACUCCACAUUGCUUAAAUGCAACGCUAUCUUUAUAUCCAGGAAAACAGUAAAAAAAACAAAUUUCACUCUCAUUGUGUCAUAUGUGCCAACUAUAUGUUAAAAAUUGAAGGUUUGUAGUCAAUCAAAUUUGAGUUUUAGAGUUUUUUUUGCACUGUAUGCCUUUAUAAUAACUCGAUAGAUUUUUUUUUCCAUGAUGGAAAAUACACUAUUUUUAAUCACUUAAGUACCUUUUUAUGAGAUUGAUGCUUAUUGCAUUUUUAAAGCUUAAUCAUUUUUUACUUUCCAUAGGCAUGGGAUACAGUUGUAUUCUUGUCACACAGACUUUCUACUUUAAUUAGCCAGGAAUUUCAUUUUAACAGCAUUUUUAUGUACAAAAAAGUAAUUUUAUCGAGUGUUUAAGCAGGAAUACUGUUAAAACACAGUUAGUUUUUUAAAUAUUGUGAAUUUCUUACAAUAUUUAUUGUGGUCGAAUCAGCUGAAAUUUUCUUCUGGUUUUGAACAGUGUACUUUCUCUAAUGCAAUAUAAAUAAGGUCCACACACUUAUUUCUAAAGAAAUUUUGCGGCUCAUUAUUACAACUCCCAGUUUUGUCCAAUUUUUACUGUGUGCUUAUAGUAAUCUGUUAACAUGUAUGACUAGGAUAUCCUUUUUCCAUCUUUUAUAACUUCUACAUUUAAACAUUCUGUAGCUUAGAAGAACAAUAAUAGAAGGUUGUUCAUAUGAAAAUACUAUUUAAUGUAGUUAAAUGAGUGAAUUGCAAAAAAAAUUUAAUGAUAUAAUGUUGUAGCAGUAUUUUUAACAGGUUUUGCAUUAUUCGUGAAAUUUACCAUUUUUGCUAUUGUGGAUUGCUUGGCAGAGAUCACUGCCCCUUAAAAAAACCUUGAGCCAAGGUUAGAAGCAAUUGGAUGUGUCUUGCCUUCAUGCUGUCUAGCUCCACAUCUUAUAAAUAUUGAUGAACGGGACAUUCUGAUAUUAAUAUUUCUUGUUCUUUAGUUCUUAGUGUCAAGCUGUUAGGGAAGUCAAAUGGUAAGUUAUCUUAAAAAUUCUGUGGAAGAGAGAGAGAAAAAACUUGAAAGAUGGUCAUCACCUUUGCUCUUGCCUGACUUUCAUAAAUUGGGUGUCAGCAAGAAAAUCUUUGUUUUUGUUUUCAAGAAUUAAUGGGUAUGUUACAAAUGAAGUUCUCUAGGAUAAUUAGGGUAAGAGACCACAAUGAGAGAAAGGUCAUAGCUCAAACUGACUUGUCAGUUCUCAUUUUGUCGUCAUUAUGCUGUGGUUAAUGCUAGAGAAAAAAAAAAUAUUAGAAGCUUUUAUAGACUAUAUUGGUUGAUACUAGGUUUCCUGAAAUAUAAAGUUAACUGAACAUUUGUGAUAUUUACAGAAUAGGAAGAUUUUAUCUCACAGUAAAAAAAAUAAAAUAUAUAUAUAUAUAAUAUUAAAGGGAAUAAGGGUUCAAGCAUUAGCUGUUGUUAGUACUGUAGUUUGUACGGUGGGUUCCUCGGUGAAUAUGAAGUCAGAUGAGCUCAUGCAGUGCAUCAGAUACUUAAGACAUUGGAUACAGUUGCUGUGCAAGAAGAUUGCGUUAUGAUGAUUGUUGAGUGGUGGCAAAGAAAAAAAACAAAAAACAAAAAAAAAUGAGGGACUUUCUAGGUAGCAGGAGUUUAGUGCUGUGAUAUAUAUGGUCUUGGUCAGCGAGGUUAUGAUCACCAUUGUUGUAUAUAUACUGUAAUGUAAUUGUUACAUUGGUGUACAUAAUCUUAACCUUUCUGUUUGAAUUAUAUUCUAUAAUUUAAAGCUUUACGAAUGUAAAUUAUAAGAGAAGAUUCAAGUAUUGCUAUAUAUAUUAAACGAUUGUUAGGAGAAGGUACAAAAAAAGAAGUGUUCACAAAAGUCAUCCCUCAAUUGACAAUCACUUCAAUGUGGUACAUAAAUUGUUAUGUUUUUCAGUAAGUGAAUCAAAAAUGUUUUUCUACCUCUUGACUAGUGUAGUGAAAUAGUGUGCUUUUUCUGUUAUGAAGAUUAGAUCUCUGUGGACUUUGUUCAACAGUUUAAUCAUGGGAAAAGAUACAAAAUGGAGUCUCAAGUUAAACAUUAGUUAAGACUUCGUUAUUAAAUGUAAAUAGAAAAUACUAUGAAGAAUUUUAAGUGUUUUAUUCUACAGUAUUGGAAGCUGUCAAUUUAAAUGUGAUGCUGUUAACAAGUAAAUGAAAUGUUCAUGUGUUUCACACUUAGUGUUCCUGAAGUGUUGUUGGCUGAAUUGAAUGCAAGUUACAAAUAUAUUGUAGUCCAUUAUGAGUACUUGUGCCUUCUCCUUGGCUCUGUGUUCAUAACCUAAUUGAACUGAGCAAGACCACAAAAUAAAACCAUACACGGGUAUUGGAAGCUGAAUAGACUAGGAACACAGCAAUCAAGAAUUCAGAACUAUAGUAUCCAAGAUUUCGAAUUGCAUUUAUUUGAAAUUCCAUUAUGGAGUAAGUCUAACAUACUAAGGCUUGGUGAUUAAACUUUAGAGCUUAAGUGUUAUGUGCUUUAGGACGUAUUGUGAUGUUGCACAUGUAACAAAAGUCUUUUGAACAUUAAAGAAAAUUGCAGUUAAUCAAAGGUAAAUAUUAUCAAUAGUAUUCUUUUGUCGUACGCUUGCGGUAAGUUUGUUCCAUUUUGUUCACUUCAAAUAAUUUCAUGGAAUUAAAAUGUACAAAAUGAAAUGGAUUUCUAUUCUAGUAUGCAUCUUUUGUUCGCAUUUUGCCUAUUGAAUGAUGAAAGUUGUCGUAUAAAGUCUGUUCCUGUUUGCCAAAUGUCAUGAAUAACUCUUAUUACCAUAAUUUGCCAAAUGUCUUGAAUAACUUUUCUCAUAAUUUGAUGGAACUUUGUAACAAAGUUAACAAAAUGGAUAUUCUCAUUAAUUAAGUCAUUUUGUAGUAAAUUACAGCAGACUAAACAAAUGUACAUAUUAUUCUCGCACACUUGUGAAAAAUUCGAUUGAUAGAAAUGAAAUUUAAAAGAACAAAGCAGCCUUGAAGAAUAAAGUUGAUAGGUAUUUUAUUUUUAAAUUCCACAAUCUACUUUCUCCUGAAAAUUAAGGAAAAUGUUUACUUCAGGUAUUCCAAUGAUUGUACUUUCAAGUGAUAUGUUUUGCAGAUAUGUAUGUUAUAUGUAUGCACAUAUAUAUUUUUUAUAAAAAUUACAUUUUGCGUGUUCGAAUAAUAUUUACCCUUGGUAGUCUGUCCAUUAUGCCUUGAAAGACAUGAUAGCUAUAAGAUAUUUCAUUUAAUUUAUAACAUAAAUUUCAUAACUUAUGAUAAAAAGUGUACAGAACUCUUGCUUGUGUGAGAGGGUAUGUUCUGGUGAUGCCAAGUGUUAAAUCCUGUCUCAUAUGUUAAGGUUCCUCUGGGGAAUAUAAAUUAUGCUCCAACCCAGCCGUGAAGAUUAAUAAAAACAGCUCUACAGUUAAAUGUAUAUAAUAAUCACUACAAAUGUUUAUUUUCACUAAAAUAAAAUAGACAAGUUAA